AUGUUGGGAGGCACGGUCAAUUCAGAUUCGGUGUCCUCACGGUCGAGAUCGAGCACCCCCACCUCUACUGCCCCGCCGUCCGGAGGUUCUGCUCGGCCUGCGAAUGAUAUCCCGGCUUACAUCAACACAGCUUCGACGCGCACUCCCUCUCGCCCGCCUCCCAUGACGUCCCAUGCCUUUCCUCCGAGCUCGACACAUGGAUACUCGGAUUCUACGACUUCCUUUCACUCUGCGCCAGAUUCCCCACGUCUAGAACCGACGAAUAGGUCAAUGCAGUCUGUGCCGGGUUCGGAGGCGAAUUCACCGAGCCGCAUUCGAGUCCAGAGCUUGUCCCAUAUCCAGAGCCUCGCCAGUGAAGACAUCGUGGGAUCACAGAGCUCACUUGCUUCAAAUGGGUCCCAGAAUCGACACUAUGAGAUUAGCUCCAUGCCGGUCACGGAGAUCAUCGAGAUGGUUGCGGGACUUCUGACCAGGAUCACCACGACCAACGAUACGCAUCACGAACAUGUUCAUCGCCACAUCCCUCCUCCCGAUGGCACUUCGAACCUCAGCCCGCAAGCCACUAGUGUUCUCGCCUUCCAUGGCAAGAAUGUCCCCAGCAUAACGAUCCUUAGCUAUCUGACUCGCAUACACAAAUAUUGCCCCACGACCUACGAGGUCUUUUUAAGUUUACUGGUCUAUUUUGACCGUAUGACCGAGCUGGUCAAUCGUGGACAGCUAGAUCACUUACAUCACCGCUGGGAUGGGGCGGAUGACUCUGGGCCAUCCUCUGAAUCGUCGGAUCAUCGGAUGCAGAACUCGCCCAUGGCGACACCACCUUCCUCGGCAGGGUACGCUGGACACGAUUCACGAGGUUCGCAUACCUCAACUCCCGCUGGCGUAGCGGGUCUUUCGCCUGAAUCUGACUCCGAGGCCCUCUCUCAUUUCUUCGUCGUUGAUAGCUUUAAUAUUCACCGACUGGUCAUCGCUGGCGUGACCUGCGCGAGUAAAUUCUUCUCUGACGUUUUCUACACCAAUUCACGUUAUGCAAAGGUUGGAGGCCUUCCUCUGGUAGAGCUCAAUCAUUUGGAACUCCAGUUCCUUUUAUUGAACGACUUCCGACUAGCAAUCUCCGUCGAGGAGCUAGAGUCAUAUGGCACAAUGCUGGUAGAGUUCUAUGCACGCGAAGUCGUCGCACAACAGCAGCAGCAGCAGGCGACUCUGCCACGAGCCAUUAACCCGGCCUCAGAUGCAUACUCUGAUGCCAUGUAUAUGCGAUCCCGCGACAAGUCUCAUGAGCACGCGGCAUUCGGACAAACCCCGACCCCACCAUAG
Penicillium brevicompactum is the source of this 1314-nucleotide messenger RNA. Its product is annotated as putative cyclin-dependent protein kinase complex component. Gene Ontology annotation, molecular function: protein kinase binding; cyclin-dependent protein serine/threonine kinase regulator activity. The coding region runs from base 1 to 1314 and encodes 437 amino acids. The record is from RefSeq and is a predicted model, not a curated record. Gene Ontology annotation, biological process: regulation of cyclin-dependent protein serine/threonine kinase activity. The transcript has 2 exons. NCBI's taxonomy places the organism in Eukaryota, Fungi, Ascomycota, Eurotiomycetes, Eurotiales, Aspergillaceae. Gene Ontology annotation, cellular component: cyclin-dependent protein kinase holoenzyme complex; nucleus.